Messenger RNA from Calliphora vicina (urban bluebottle blowfly), 5553 nucleotides. RefSeq names its product Family with sequence similarity 21 (gene FAM21). Bases 56 to 5050 code for a protein of 1664 amino acids. The record is from RefSeq and is a predicted model, not a curated record. Lineage: Eukaryota; Metazoa; Arthropoda; Insecta; Diptera; Calliphoridae. The transcript is spliced from 5 exons.
AUUUGAAAGGAAAACAAAACAAAUAUCAGCAAACAGAUAAGAAACAACGAAAAAAAUGGAUGAUACUCCAAUUAAUUUGGAAAAUAUUUUGGAACAGGCACCAAAGUGGACAUUUGCUGGUGAUUUUACUCUUCUACAAUGGAUGAAUCAAAUAUCACAGGAUUUGGAAACUAGAGCUACAAAAACUACAGAGGCUCUUACCAAACUCAACAACAAUGUUAGAUCAACGAAUAUAGCAUUGGAUAAUGUGGCAAAUAGUCUCACCACAUUACAGUUUGGUAAUCAGUUUGUUGAAUGUCGAGUGCAAGAUGAUGAUGAAACAUUGGCAAAUGCAAAUGAGGCCAGCAGUGAUGGUGAAAAUAAGCCUGAACAACAUACACCCACAUCUAAAGAGAUGCUUAACAAAUUCCUGGAUAAUAAUCUCAAAGUUCUUAGAAAUUGCCAUGAAAAAUAUUCAAUAGACCUCGACGAUUCUGAUGAGGAAGAUGAAGGAAAAUCUAAAGAAAAAACAUGCAUUUAUCAGCCAAUUAACCCCUAUAAUGAGAAGCCUCUACCUUAUAUAUUUGGCUCUAAAGAUUGGCAUGCCAAAUGGCAUGUGGGUCUGUAUGAAAAUCAACAAGAAAAUAGUUAUUCUGGUGAUGAAAUAUCCGAAGCAUUUUCCGAAUCAUCAUCAACUUCGCAUUUGGAUGAUAAUGAAUCAUUUGAGUCGAAUACAGAAUGGGCGUCCAGUAAUUCUAUAGACAAUGACAAUAUAAAUACCAAUAUCGAAGUCAAAAAUGCAUCAUCAUUGCGGGGAUCUCAGGCUUUAUAUCCGGGAACACCUAGUUUACCCAUCAAGGCCAUCAAAAACAAAUCUACAAUUAGUGAAUCGUCCUCUCUAUCUACACCAUCCUCGUCAUUGGUUAAGAAAUCCAUACACAUCACAAAACAAACUGAAAACGUAACUCAAAGAUCAGAGAGUAAAAACUCGAUAAAUUCGAAAAAUUCCACAAAAACUCCAGCUAAAGUGUCAACUUAUAAUAAGGAAAAUACUAUGCAACAUAAACAACAAGCUCAGCCAUAUUUAGAUUUAUUUGCUGAACCACCAUCAAAUGAAGAAGUUGAAUCUACAACAUCUUCAUCAGUGUCAUCAGCACAAAAUGUCAUACCCCCUCCGGAUAAUAAUCGAACUAUUACAACAGAAAGACCUUCUGCUUUUAGAAGAUCACAGCCACCACCCUUUGUGGAUCUAUUUGCUGAGCCACCCGAAGAUAUACCAUCAUCUACCACAUCUUCCUCAAUAUCUUCUGGUAGGAAUAUAAAACGUAAGACGGUUAAUCUAUUUGAUGAUGAUGAAGACGAUAUGGCUAAAGACGACUUAUUAUCGGUUUUAACUAAAGCACAGGAAUCUGUCAAACCUACAAAUGACGAAAAUAAAUCAUUACCGCCAGCUAAAACAAACAUUGUUGACAAACCUUUGAAAGUUUCUAAAACUCCCAAGUCAUUAUUCGAAGACAGCGAUGAUGAGGAUGAUGAUUUCUUAAAGGCUUUUGUGCAGAGAUCAUCCUCUAAAGAAGCAACUAAAACCUCUUUAACCAAAACUUUAUUAUUUGAUAAUGAAUUCCAAGAACCCUCUUUAAAUACAAAAUCAAUUACAAAUUCCUCUAAAGAAGCAAGUAAAACCACUUUAACGAAUGCAUUAUUAUUUGAUAAUGAAUUACAGGAACCCUCUUUAAUUACAAAAUCCCUACCAACUGAUAUUGUAGCGAAUCAUAAAACACGAAAUAUAUUUAAUGAUACGAACGAUAAUGGAGACGAUUUAAAUCUCAGUAAAACAAAGGAUGAUCCCAAAAAACCCAUGCAAAUGCCAAAAGCUGAUGCUUCUAAUAAAACUGCGGUUGAAAAGACAAAUGUCGGGAAGUCUGUAAAUUUAUUUGAUGAUUUUGAGGAUGUAGAAAAUAUAGAUAAUUUGAAUAAAGAGAAAAAACCAAAGAAAAUAAAUCUAUUCGAUGAUUUAGAAGAAGAGGAUGUAGAGGAUUUAUUUUCGAAAAAACCGAAACAAACAAGCACUAAGGAUAUUUCCCAAGAAAAUACUUUGAGGGAAAAUGUAGCAAAAUCAUUGGAAGUUGUAAAAGAGAAAAAUAAUUUAGAAACAAACACGAUUUACAAUACGUCAAUUGUUAAGGAUACACCAACAAGUGAAGUAACUACAACUGAUGAAGAUCACAAUAAGUCAAAUAAAAUUGCCAUUGAAGAUGAUAAUAUUGAUCAGAACAAAACUAUGCCCGAAAUAACAGAAAAUAAAGAAAACAAUGUUUCAACUGAAAAUGAAAACAAAGAUCAAACGCAAGCUGAACCAUUUAAAACUGAAGAUAAAUUACUUGAAUCAUCAAGCUUGGAAACAAAGUCAAUUGAGUCAAAUCAUAAAGAGCUAAAUAACAAUGACAAUAUAUCAAUAAUGCAAGAGAAUAAUGCUACGGAUUCAUUAAAUGAAACCCAGCAACCAAGUUCAUCCAAUAAAUACGACUUUAAUUCAGUUCUAUUAUUUGAUGAACCACCUGAAGAUGAUGAUGAAUUUUUCGAAACGCUUAGUAAAACCCCACUAGCACAUAAUACCAAUUAUAAUGCCAUAGAUUUGGAAAAUGAUAUUUAUGAACCUGAAUUACCCCAAGUACCUGUGGCUAGUGCCAGUAACAAUCUAGCAGAUACUAUAGAUAAUCGACAAAGCAAAUUGUAUACGGGUUUACAGUUAUUUAGCGAUGUACCUCCCGAUGAUGAUGGUGUUAGUGAUACUACAAAUCUUCCGCCUGAAUCCAAUCAAACUAAACGUUUGCAUAGUGUAUUCUAUGAUGAUUUUAAUGAGACAUUAAUGGCUUUAAAUCAAAAUAAAAUAGAAAAAGACAUUCCUAAACAUUCUAUAUUCAGUGAAGAACCGCCACCAAUUAAUGAAGAAUUAAAUUCCUCAUCUAGCAAAGACUUAAUAGAUCAUAAAGUACCUGAAGUUAAGCAAGAAUUUAGCCACGAUGAACAUAAAAUCAAGGGUUCCCAAAUUGCUGCUAAACUUGAAGAAACUUUGUCCAAAUCUGAUAAUAAAAAGGACUCGACUGCUUCUAAUAAACGUCCAGUUUCUAAAUUACAAAUGCCCCAUAUUAAUAUAAAUGUUCAAGCUCUAUUACCAGGAGCUAAUAACAGUUUACGCAAGGUUAAAGAGGAUACUACAAAGGUAAUAGAUCAAGGUAAUGCUACUAUAAAACCAGCCUUAAGCGUUUCACCAGCAUUAACAACUAAAAAAGAAGCAACAGUUUUAACAAAUCAAACAGUAGAGGUUCGUAAAACUGCCGAAACUGAACAUAUUUUACCCAGCGUGACCAAAAAUCGUGUUAGAGGCCCAGCUGCAAGAAGACCGUCUACACGCAGAGCCAGACAAGAAAAUUAUCGCAAGAGUUUAAUCGAAGAAGCAGCGACUUUAGAAAGUGAGGAUGAAAAGAACGAAGUUCGAAACCAAACAAUGCAAACGAAAACAAACAUUCCUAAAAACCCGUUAACACAAGUUCAACCGGAAAAUAAUAACGGAGAAAUUCAAAAACAAAUGGCUACAGAGGAUAUUCCCAAGACAUUAAAUAAGUGCUCUAAAGAGGAACCUGCUUUACCAUCAAUUUUAUCUGACAAAAAAGGUACAGAUAAUUCUAAAAUAUCCAAUAUAAGCAAAAGUACAACUUUGGAAAUUAAUAAAAAAAUUAAUAAUGAAGACCUCUCAACACCAUUACCGUCAAUUUUAUCUGACAAUAAAGAUACAGAUAAUUCUGAAAUAGACAAUAUAAGCAAAAGUUCAACUUUGGAAAUUAACAAAGAAACCAAUAUUUUAAAUGAAGGACCACAAAGUUCUUCUUCAACUCAGAAUAAUCAAAGUUUAUCAAAAACACCAGUAUUUGAUAAAACCAAAGAAAAGAACAGUACGGAUAUAUUUAAACAAAUCCAAAGUACGAAUAAAUUAAAUAAAAAUGAUGAUAAUAAAAGCAAAUCGGCACAAACAAAGAGUAUAUUAUUUUUUGACGAUGAUGAGGAAGAAGAUGAUGAUCUAUUUAAACAUAUCAAAACUUCGAAAACAAAUGUUAACAAGGCACAAGCAACAACAAGAGAAACCAAUGCAAAGUUACAACCUGAUAAGAAAAUUGUGUCUAGCUCGGCAAAUCUUCUAGCAAACAACACAAACAUGGAAGUCACAAAAGAGGUUACAGUACCACCAAUUCUAAAUUCAACUGCAGCUACUCACAGUGUAACAACAACGACAUCUAACUACAAAAAUCAGCAAUCAUCAAAAGAUGACAAACAAUCUCAAUCCAACAAAAAAUCCUCAACAAAACCUGCAUUUUUGUAUGAUGAAGGUGGUGAUUUAUUUAGGAGAACCGAUCAAAAGCCCACAACUUCAAACACAUUUAAGGACAGCAAUAGCAUAGCCAAAUCUCAAUUUAGAUCAUUUUUAGACAGUGAAAGUGAUGAGGAUCUUAACGUAGCUGGACUACAAAGUCCAACAUCAACUCAUACUAAAACAUCAUCCUCCACCAAACCUCCAAUAGUUUCAGCACCUCCGCCCAAAAAUUCGACUGCAAAAUUAUUUGCCGAUUCUGAUACAGACAGUGAUGAUUUGUUUGGAAAAUUAGCCUCAGCUAAAACAACUAAAACUACUAAAACGUCAAAUAAAAAAGUUUCAUCUGAGUCUACUUCAAAAAGCCAAAUUAAGGCUCCAGCUAAAUCUUCUUUAUUUAGUGAUGAGAGUGAUGGUGACGAUUUCCCUAUAUCAUCAGGUAGUAUUAAGAAAAAUACAGUGCCUAAAAGUACGUUAAAGGAUAAUAAGCCCAAAAUAAAUACUCAAACGAAUACGAGCCUUUUCAGUGAUGUGGACAGCGACGAAGAUGAUUUAUUUGGCAGUGGAACUGCAAAAGUUUCAACUACAACUGGAACAAAUAUACCCAACUCUAAAGCACCGUCAACAACUAAACCGUUAAUUUCUACAACCGAAGUCACUAAACCGAAAACUGUAGCAGACAAUCCUUUAGCAGAUUUAUUAUAAAUUUUAAAUUAAUAUUCCCUAAUUGUAAAACUUUUAGCUAUAAUAAUUGAACAAAACUCAAACUGUUAUUUACUAUAUAAAAAAACGAAAAAGUGCAUUGAAAUUCGUAAAACGAAUUAAGUUUAUUUUAAAAUAAUAAUUAUUACGAGUAUUUACAUAUAAAUUUCUUUAGAUAAACUUAAAUUUAAAUUAAAUAAAAUAAUCGUUGUAUUAAAUGAAUUUUAAAAUUAAAAAUAAUAAAAAAAAAAUACUUUAAAAUAGUUAAAUUACAUUAAAUUUACAAUUUCAUUUAAGUAAAAUGUUCAAUUUAUAUUCUUACUUUCUUCUUUUUUAUUUUCUUUUUUUUAACAAUUGUAAUAAACUAUAGUUGGUUUUUAACUUGAGUUAGUUUUUCGAUCUUUGGCUAACGUUUAAAAUGUUUUGCAUUAAAUUUAUUCCUUUAUUUAUAUAUUUUAUUUAAUUAUUUUUUGUUUUAGCAAUAUAAUAAAGUAUUAAAAAAACGA